AUGUCAGGGCGGCUCCGUGACCUUCACGAGCAGCAGGCUCACACUCUCCAGCAGCUCCUGAACCUCCGCCAGGAACAGCUCCGGCUGCGGCAGCAGCAGCUGGGCGCGCUGGCGUGCCUGCUGCGCACAGAGACGGCCGGCGUCACGAGCGGUGGCAUACAGGGCCUCGACGACGACCCGCACCUCGCGCAGAUGCAGCCGCUGAUCGAGCAGACCGUCGGGCUGCUCAGCAGCUGCCUGGAGGAGGUCCACAGCGCCGUCGCGUCCCUACGCACAGCAGGCGGGGGACAGGCGCUCACGCUCUCGCGCGGCGCGAACGCGGCCGACUCCCGCGCCGAGGAGGCCUCGAACGUCGCGCGCGCGCUCCUCGUCAUCCUCCGCGGCCACGCCGAGCGCCGCGCCGCCACCGUGGCCGAGGCGUUGGGUGCUAGCGCGGUGCCAGGGGGGCAGGCGGGCCUCUCGGCCGACGCGAUCGCCAACAUACCGAGCCUGCGCGUGCCCGCGGACCUGGAGGGGUUCCUGUCGGACGGGGGCGAGCCGGAGGUGUGCUCGGUGUGCAUCGCUGAGUACAGCGCGGGGGACGCUUGCAGGAAGCUGCCCUGCCAGCACGUGUUCCACCUGGGCUGCAUCGACGCGUGGCUGGGCAUCAGCUCGUGCUGCCCGGUGUGCCGGAGCGCCGCGACGUGA
Molecule: messenger RNA, 687 nt
Organism: Pedinophyceae sp. YPF-701
Lineage: Eukaryota; Viridiplantae; Chlorophyta; Pedinophyceae
Source: the annotation of a GenBank genome assembly